CCUUUGUGUAACCCACCGCCCGUCAAUCAAAAUACAAAGAAAUCUGACAGUUAUCAUCUUAUUUCUACGCGUAUACAAUCAAUAUAAUUUGCUCAUCAUGUCCGGUGGCUUGUGACUAUCAGGACUCUUCGUUUCACGACAAGUCACGCAAUGACUGCCCCAGAACAGCCAAUGAAACCAGAGGAUAUGGCUGCCUUGGACGUGGACAGCAGUCAAAGCGACUUUCUUCAGCAGGAGGAGGGCAGGGGCAGUCAGGACUCUCAGCCAUCACCCCUCGACCUUCUAGCAACCACCUGCACAAAGGUUGGGUCACCGUCUUCAGAGGUGGACAGAGGUGCUGCUGCUGAUGUGACAUCUGAUCCGUCUACUCAGCUUACUGGGACUGAUAAAUGGGAGGUGUUAACACCCACAACAGCAGCAAAGGAUGAAUCUGGAAUGAUACAGAUCCAAAGUCAAGGAAUAUUAACAUCAAAUGGACAGUAUGUUCUUCCUCUCCAGAACUUACAAAGUCAGCCAAUCUUUGUGACGUCGGGAACAGCCACCUCCAAUGCCAAUGCAGUGCCUAACAUUCAGUACCAAGUAAUUCCUCAGAUUCAGACAGCAGAUGGACAGCUGAGCUUCUCCACAUCCGGCGUGGAAGGAGCGACUCUGACUCAGGAUGCCACGGGGCAGAUUCAGAUCUUGUCUGAUGGUAGCCAGAGUCUCAGUGUUACAUCAACUGCAAACAUCCUUAAUAACAACCAGAACCUCAUAUCACAGACUGGUAACAUCCAGCAGAUCCAGGGGGUUUCAAUCGGCAGCUCCACCUUUAACAACCAGGGUCAGGUUGUUGCUAAUGUGCCUGUGGGUUUGCCUGGGAACAUUACUUUUGUUCCUAUUAACAGUGUGGACUUGGACUCCCUGGGCCUGUCUGGAGCUCAGACUAUAGCAACAGGGGUCACUGCUGAUGGCCAGCUAAUUAUGGCAAGUCAGCCUGUGGAUGGCUCAGAGAGUCAGGUGAAGACAGAUGACCACCUCUCACAGACAAUACCAGUCAGUGACUCAAAUGCAAAUCCUGAGAUUUUUGUGCCAACGUCUUCCUCUCAGCUACACGUUCCAGCAAAUCAAUCAGGUCUGUUGGCACAAGAUUCCUCGUUGUCAUCAGUGGCUACGGAACAAGCCGACUCAAGUUCUGCUCUCCAAGAAAGCUUCAUCCAACAAAAUCAGGAGCAGAGCAUCCAGGCAUCCUCUGCUCCACCCAUCAUCCAGCUGCAGCAGGUGCCUGUUCAGUCCACCAAUGGUCAGGUGAUGCAGACAGUGGCGACAGGAGGCCAGAGCGUGCAAAACGUGCAAUUGAUCAACCCAGGAACCUUCAUCAUCCAAGCCCAGACGGUCACACCAUCGGGUCAGAUACAGUGGCAGACCUUUCAGGUGCAGGGAGUGCAGAACCUGCAGAACCUCCAGCUGCCCACCACACUGCCCCAGCAGAUAACCCUGGCUCCAGUCCAGACUCUGUCACUGGGUUCCAGUCCAGUCAGCAUCAGCACAGGACAGAUCCCCAACCUGCAGACAGUGACAGUCAAUUCAGUGGCUCAACAGGAAGGAGACACAGACACCCCUGCAGACAUUCAGAUAAAGGAAGAGCCAGACUCUGGAGACUGGCAGCUGAGCACCGACUCUACACUGAACACAAGUGAUCUGUCCCACCUCCGCGUCAGGCUGGUGGAUGAGGAGGAUCAGUUGGGCCAGGAGGGCAAGAGGCUGCGCAGAGUGGCAUGUACUUGCCCCAACUGUAAAGAGUCAGGUGGAAGAGGAUCCAGCAUGGGGAAAAAGAAGCAGCACAUCUGCCACAUUGCGGGAUGUGGGAAGGUAUAUGGAAAGACAUCGCACCUGCGAGCACACCUGCGCUGGCAUUCAGGGGAGCGACCUUUUGUUUGCAGCUGGAUGUUCUGUGGGAAGAGGUUCACACGCAGCGACGAGCUGCAGAGACACAGGAGAACACACACAGGAGAGAAGAAGUUUGUCUGCCCAGAAUGUUCCAAGCGCUUCAUGCGGAGCGACCACCUGGCGAAGCACAUUAAAACCCAUCAGAACAAAAAAGGUGUGAACUCUGGCAGCUCAGUGGUGGCCUCGAUGGAAUCCGCGGGGUCCUCAGACAGUAUCAUCACCACGGCAGGCGGGACCACCCUCAUCCUCACCAACAUCCAGCAGGGCUCCAGCACCGCCCAGGACAUCCUGGCCAAUGCAGAGAUCCCUCUCCAGCUCGUCACCACGGUAGCGGCCAGUGAAGUCAUGGAGUGAUUUACACUCCACUUAUGAACUUCUACAAACUCUCUCAUACUGUAUACUCCUACCUAUGUUUUUAUUCAAGUUUUGAAGAAAAACUAAAAUUAUAAAUAUAUAUAUAUAUAUUUUAACACAAAUAGUCAGUCCAUGUCCAUACUCAGUUUUUACUGAGGAAACAGUAAAACUAGUGUUGGAGACUAAAAGAAGAUAAAGGUGGAAAAAGACAUUGCAGUAAACACACAAGGAAAUGCCUUAUUUUGUACAAUAUUGUGUAGUUGAAUAUGUAGGAUAUCAUUUUGUUUUGAAUCUACUUAUUUGUUAAUAUUGUGUUUUUCAUGAAAAAGUAUUGGUAAGUUGAGCGAUUUUCUCUUUGCCUUUUGUUGAUGCUAUGUUCUGAUGAUGUCCUUGGUAAGCAAGAUUUUCUCCAUAUUCCUUUCAGCAAAGACUAAAUCUCACAACAGAGAUAAUUUUAUCCAGCUGAAGUAACGUUAUUGCUUAUGUCCAUGCAAAUUUCUUAAUGUAUUUUUUUUUCACUGUCCUCCUUAGAGUCAGUCUGUUUGCAAAUUAGCAAGCCCUCCUUGCUACUUUUAUUUUUUAAAAACUUUGCUCCCACUAACUUCAUUUUGCAGGUGAAAAUGAAAAACAAUCAAAAUUUUGUAUUGCAAUUCCUCUUGAACAUAUAUUGUUGAUAUUAUACACAUUACUUGCUUAUUAAAUAUUUUGACUGAACCGCUAUUUAUAUCAGGCUUUACAUCGAAAAUGCAUUUGUGAUAUUAAAAGUCCGAAAUAUUUCAUAUGGCUCCAUAAUAUGUGAUUCAAAUGUGUUUUUCGUUUAACCUUUUUUGGAGGUCUUCAAAACAAAACAAACAAAAGCAAACAAAAAAAAAACAACAUUCAUUUUAAAAUGAAGUUAAAAGCCAUUUUUUGAAGGUCAUUGCCAAAUUAGAUUACAAACUCAGGGUGACUUGUGACUGUGUGAUAUGAGUAAAGUAAAUCACCCCUAUAGCUUCUUGGACCAUGGUGGGGUGUUGUGAAGAAAUGUAAUUUGAUGGACCAAAAGCUGAGGUGAAUUAAGCUGUCACCAUGUUACCUAUGUUUGUUGAAUCUAUGUUUUUUUUGUUUGUUUGUUGUAUUUGUUUUUUGUUUUGUUUUUUUGUUUUUUUUUUGUACCAAUAAGGACAACCCCCUUAAUGGAAACAGCUUUGCAGAAUUCUUCACCAGUAUCUUGCUCCAUCAGUCCUAUCAUGCAGUUGAAAAAAUCUGUGUAUUACUAAAAGCGGUACUCUUUUAACAGCACUGUUGUCAUCACUUUCAUCUUGUUUGUUGUUAAUCCUUUUGUAUAAAAAUGUUUUGUAUACUUCCCAAAAUACUGCUUUAUACCCAUUGUCAGUAAAUGUACAAUGUUUCUGU
Molecule: messenger RNA, 3675 nt
Organism: Toxotes jaculatrix (banded archerfish)
Lineage: Eukaryota; Metazoa; Chordata; Actinopteri; Toxotidae
Gene: sp3a
Product: sp3a transcription factor
Exons: 7
Coding region: 151-2280 (709 amino acids)
Biological process (GO): regulation of transcription by RNA polymerase II
Molecular function (GO): RNA polymerase II cis-regulatory region sequence-specific DNA binding; DNA-binding transcription factor activity, RNA polymerase II-specific
Source: RefSeq, a predicted model, not a curated record